GCGCCCGGGGUCGCCAUGGCAACGCGCGGCCGCCCCCGAUUCCCUCAGGUCUCCGCCCGGGUUCUACGGCCUAAUGGCCGAGGGCUCGAGGUCCGACGGCUUCCAAGGGGCGAAGACCGGGCCGGCCGGGGGGCUGCUCCCGGGUCGGUGGAACAGUCGGGGACGGGCGAUGACUUUUCAGCUACAAAAGACCCCACAGCUGUAGAGAGAGCAAACUUGUUAAACAUGGCUAAAUUGAGUAUCAAAGGACUCAUUGAAUCUGCUCUAAGCUUUGGCCGCACUUUGGAUUCUGACUAUCCUCCCUUGCAGCAGUUCUUUGUUGUUAUGGAACAUUGUCUGAAACACGGUCUUAAAGUAAGAAAAUCAUUUUUGAGUUAUAACAAAACAAUCUGGGGCCCUUUGGAACUGGUAGAGAAAUUGUACCCAGAAGCGGAGGAAAUAGGAGCCAGUGUUCGGGAUUUACCUGGUCUUAAGACCCCUCUGGGUCGUGCAAGAGCAUGGCUUCGAUUAGCCCUCAUGCAAAAAAAAAUGGCUGAUUACCUGCGUUGCUUAAUUAUCCAGAGGGAUCUCUUAAGUGAAUUUUAUGAGUAUCAUGCACUAAUGAUGGAAGAAGAAGGAGCAGUAAUUGUUGGGCUGCUGGUUGGCCUGAAUGUGAUAGAUGCUAACCUGUGUGUAAAGGGAGAAGAUUUAGACUCACAAGUUGGAGUGAUUGAUUUUUCCAUGUAUUUAAAGAAUGAAGAAGAUAUUGGAAAUAAAGAAAGGAAUGUUCAAAUUGCUGCCAUAUUAGACCAGAAAAAUUAUGUUGAAGAAUUAAAUAGACAACUGAACAGCACAGUCAGCAGUCUCCAUUCAAGAGUUGACUCAUUAGAAAAGUCAAAUACUAAGCUGAUUGAAGAGUUAGCAAUAGCAAAGAAUAAUAUCAUUAAACUCCAAGAAGAAAAUCAUCAGUUACGAAGUGAAAAUAAAUUGAUUUUAAUGAAAACCCAGCAGCACCUGGAGGUUACCAAAGUGGAUGUGGAAACUGAGCUUCAAACUUAUAAGCAUUCUCGGCAGGGGCUGGAUGAAAUGUACAAUGAAGCCAGAAGGCAGCUUCGAGAUGAAUCUCAGUUAAGACAGGAAGUGGAAAAUGAGCUAGCAGUACAAGUUAGUAUGAAACAUGAGAUUGAACUUGCCAUGAAGUUGUUGGAGAAAGAUAUCCAUGAGAAACAAGAUACUUUGAUAGGCCUUCGGCAACAACUAGAGGAAGUUAAAGCGAUUAACAUAGAAAUGUAUCAGAAGUUGCAGGGUUCUGAAGAUGGCUUGAAAGAAAAAAGUGAAAUAAUUGCCCAACUAGAAGAAAAAACCAAUAAAAUUACUGCAGCCAUGAGGCAGCUGGAGCAAAGAUUGCAGCAAGCAGAGAAGGCGCAAAUGGAAGCUGAAGAUGAAGACAAGAAAUAUCUACAAGAGUGUCAGAGUAAAUCGGACAAUCUGCAGAAACAAAUCUCCCAAAAGGAGAAACAGCUGGUGCAACUGGAAACUGAUCUGAAGAUUGAGAAGGAAUGGAGACAGACUUUGCAGGAAGAUCUUCAAAAGGAGAAAGAUGCCUUAUCUCAUCUUAGAAAUGAGACCCAACAAAUUAUUAGUCUUAAAAAAGAGUUCCUUAACAUCCAGGAUGAAAAUCAGCAACUGAAAAAAAUUUAUCAUGAACAGGAGCAAGCUCUUCAAGAACUUGGCAACAAACUUAGCGAAUCAAAACUUAAAAUAGAAGAUAUAAAAGAAGCCAACAAAGCAUUGCAGGGACUGGUUUGGUUGAAAGACAAAGAAGCAACACAUUGUAAACUUUGUGAAAAGGAGUUCUCACUCUCUAAGAGAAAGCACCACUGUAGAAACUGUGGGGAAAUUUUCUGUAAUGCCUGCUCUGACAACGAACUGCCUUUGCCUUCUUCACCAAAGCCAGUACGGGUUUGUGAUUCCUGUCAUGCAUUGCUGAUCCAGAGAUGUUCGUCUAAUUUGCCAUGAGACUCCAGAACGAAGUCCUUACAUAUGAAAGUACCUACAAUGAAUGGUUUAUGUAUGAACCAUGUAUAUGAUGUAUUUAGAUAGCCCUUCUUAAGCAGCUUUCAGACAGUAUUGGUACCAGUUUUAUCUUCCACGUAUUUCAACUCAUGGGAAUUAGUAGCUGUAGAAUAGCUCCUGUUAUUCAAAAAGAACUUUCAACAGGGCAUGCUUUAAAGUAACUUUAAUUCCUAAUUGAUGUAAUAGUCAUUUAACUUUUAAUGCCACUAAAAAGGCCAGAAAACAUAGCUAACACACAUUUGCCUUAUUUUUUAAAGGCCUUCUUAAAAAUAGGGGUUCAGAUUGUUUUAUUCUACAAAUUGUCAAAUUGGUAUUUGAUGGUGCCUGUAAUUUUAAUGCACUUUAAAGCUUCAGAGUUCUCAGAUCAGAAAUGCAUUGAAUUUUUACAAGUAUUCGUAUUCCAGUUCAACAGACUUGCUAAGAUUUCAACCUUAAUUACUUGUCCUUUCUGCCCCACUUCCUUUUCCCAUUUUGCAUUAGAAAAGGCCACUAUUUUAUCCUAUAAAAUUUCCUUUCGAUCCUUCUCUAAUCAGUGUGUUGGUAUUUUUCAGAUAUACUAGGUUAAAGAGGUAUUAUUUUACCUCAACUUUUUCCUUAUUUUAGAAGGAAGUUAUUUGAAAUUAUUACUUGCACAGCUUUCCAUAUGCUACAUACACCUGACUCACUAAAUUCCUAAUUUUUUUAGGGAGGGCUCAACAUCUCUAUAAAUGAAAAAAAUGUUUACUAGUAAGGGAUUAUAGGCUCCUGAUUGAUUCUCCUGGAGAAGCAUUAAAGGAGAAAUCUAGUUUGCCCCAUAGGACUGAAGUAAAAAUUUUCAGAUUUCCAUUUCAGUAACUUUUAGGAAGCAUUACAGUGCAGUGAUCCUCUACUGCACAUAUGUAUACAGUGAAAUAUUCACCAUUUACGGAGUGCCUAGAGCCAGGAUCUUGAGCAGAUGAAGAUGUGGUCUCAGCCCUGCCAUGAAAUACAUGAACUAUUUCAAGCAUGAAAGAUUCAAUAAACACUAAUCCCAUUAUACCAUACUUGUAGCACACCAAGAAUAUUUAAAUGUUACCCUCGUAAAAUUAAUCCUUUAAGCAGCAUUACCACUCGGGAGAUCACUUUUUCCCCUUUUGGUAUUAAUUUCAGCCAUGCACUUUAAGCCUGUGAACCUUUGUAACAGAUCAGAUAGGAAUCUUUGAUUAUUCCUAGGAGCAUUGUCUUUAGUGAGUUAAUCAUGGUCACUCUCUUCCCACCUCGAGGUUUGUCUGUAGGAUCCUUUCCUCAGAGUAUAAAUAGUUUCAAUAGGGUUUAAAAAUAAUUUUCUAAAUUGCCAAAGUAUGAAAUCAGUAUUUUACUUGGAUUUAUUUUCUUCAUAUUCACUUAACUUUUGAGGUCUUCAGUUAGAACCGCUGUACAGGUUUUUAAGGUGGUCUUUCUUGAAUGCUGAUGGAAAUAGUCGAGAUGCAUUAUAUUCUUGAACUGUUUUGUAUUGAUGAGUAAACAUUUUUAUGAUUGCUAAAAAUGAGAAUAAGCAAAUAGGAAAUUUCAAAUACUAAGUGUUUUUUUAUUGUGAUUAGUACAAAUUUUAAAUCGUGAUUUUGCUUAAAUUCCAAGGCUGGAUUUCAUUUGACAAACCAUGAUUUUCAGUCCCCCUUUAAAUUCCUUGCUAUUCAGAACUGUUUAUCAUCAUUGGUUUUGGGUUUUUUGUAUGCAAGCUUUUAUGACAGCAAUAUAAUUUGCUUCAUUUAGUUUGGGCUCUUAUUUAAAAGCCAUUUAUACUAAAUUUUGGAUUUUGUUAUAAAACUUCCAAUUUGUAUUGUGAACUAAUUUUCAAGAUUUGCCCUCAUAGUAUUUAUCUUAAUGAAUUUCACAUAUCAUUCUCUUGUCUAGCCAGUACUACCACAAUAAUGCUAUCACGGUGCCAAGGAAUUGUGACUGUAAUUCUUCUACUCUGCAAUGUUUUAAAAUGUGAAUUUUAUAAGCCAAAUAAAAGAUAUGAAAAAUUAA
This is a messenger RNA of Canis lupus familiaris (dog), 4044 nucleotides long. RefSeq names its product RUN and FYVE domain containing 2 (gene RUFY2). The record is from RefSeq and is a predicted model, not a curated record. Gene Ontology annotation, cellular component: cytoplasm. Lineage: Eukaryota; Metazoa; Chordata; Mammalia; Carnivora; Canidae. Gene Ontology annotation, molecular function: metal ion binding. The transcript is spliced from 18 exons. The coding region runs from base 16 to 1998 and encodes 660 amino acids.